Molecule: messenger RNA, 633 nt
Organism: Lolium perenne
Lineage: Eukaryota; Viridiplantae; Streptophyta; Magnoliopsida; Poales; Poaceae
Source: RefSeq, a predicted model, not a curated record
ACGCAGGACUGCAGACAAGGAUAUGCAGCGGCAGUUUUGGAACAAAUUCAGACAUAUCCUGAGCUCCGCCGGAAGAAAUCGACGUCGACCCGUCGCUCCGGCCAUCUCCCGGCACCGUCGACCCCUCCACAAGCAUCCUGGACCUCGUCGCCGGCGACUCUCCGUUGAUCCUCGGUCCCAGCGCCUACUCCACCACGUCCGCCCUGCCGAGACGCAUGUCCGGUGCCGUUUUCUUCCUCGCCGUUCGCCCUCCAUCGCCAGGGUUGUGCUUGUCGUCAUCUACUUUGAUCCCUGCGUCCCCCGCUGUUAUGCAUCUCUGUCAGAUAGAGUUAUCUUCGACAGUUGCUUGGUCCAAAGAUCCACAGUGUCUGAACCAUCUCAACAUCUGAAUUUCAGAUCGACUGAUGUCGCGCCUGAAGUUGGUUCUUUUGUACACGAGAGCAAACUAAAUCAGCAUCGUCAAAGCAGUAUGGUGGCCAGGGCCUUGAACUCUUUCUAGUUGGUAUGUGCUGUUCUCGUCGCCCGUGCCGGCUAGAUCGCCCGCAGCUUUCCUUGUUCAGACUUCAGAGGUCACCCGACCUGUGCUGACCUGCACAUGCACGAACCAUCCCGAAGUUCAGAUACCUGGCUAGG